AAAUAUCACUAAAACCUGUGUUCCCAUUUCCUCCUAAGAAAAUAGAAAACCAGUCUUCUCUUUAAGCAAACGCCUGUUUUCCAAUUCCUUUCCCUUUCUCCAAUGGCCUUAGGGAACCAAUUUGAACAGAAUCUCAAAAUAAGAUCUGCAACUCAAUUGCCUCUUCAAGUCAAGCUUCUCAUCGUUGGUUUCUUCCUUGCUUUCCUCCUCUUGAUGUUUAGGUCAAGCUUCUUACCUUCUUCCCAGAACAACCCAUCAUCUCCAAUUCCAGAAAUCAAAUCAACAGCAACAUGUAACAAGAUCCCAUCACCAUUAAUCCAAGCUUUGAUCCACUACGCAACCUCAAAUACUACCCCACAACAAACAUUCAAAGAGAUAUCAGUCUCAGCUAGAGUCCUAGACAAGAAGUCCCCUUGUAAUUUCCUAGUCUUUGGUCUUGGUUAUGACAGCCCCCUCUGGAGUUCAUUAAAUUAUGGUGGCCGAACGGUUUUUCUUGAUGAAGAUGAAUCAUGGAUCAGGCUAAUCAAGGAUAAGUUUCCAGAUUUAGAGGUCUAUCAUGUUGGGUAUGAUACCAAAGUGAGAGAUGCAGAGAACCUUUUGAGGAUUGGUAAGGAAAAGGAGUGUGCAGUUGUGAGUGAUGGUAAGAAUUCCAAGUGUCAGCUCAUGUUGAAGACAUUGCCAGAAGCGGUUUAUGAGGUUGAGUGGGAUUUGAUAAUGGUGGAUGCACCGACGGGCUUUCAUGAUGAAGCACCAGGGAGGAUGGGAGCUAUCUAUACUGCUGGAAUGAUGGCUAGGUAUAGGAAAGAAGGAGAGACUGAUGUGUUUGUGCAUGAUGUCAACAGGGUAGUAGAGGAUAAGUUCUCCAAGACCUUUUUGUGUGAAGGGUACAUGAAGGAGCAAGAGGGUCUUAUUAGGCACUUCACAAUUCCAAGUCAUAGAGACAGUCCUGAUAUGCCUUUUUGCCCUUCCAGUUCCACCUAGAGAAGUUGACAGAAUGGGUUGAUUUAUUUGCUCAUGUUGCUACCAUGGUCCCUCUCAUUUGUUGAAUUGUAUCACUCAAGUUGAGUUUCUUGGGAAACCAUGAAUGCGAUUUGCAUCUUUUGUGUUCAUGUGAUCUGGGUUCCAAGGCUUUUGGGGCUAUGGCUUGGUAGGAUCGAGAUGAGUAUGUAUUUACAAUUUGAAUUCUUCUGCUUCUCUCUGUUUCCUUACCUUUUUGAAUUGAACAGAAUGUGAGUUUUUCAUUUCCCCUUUCAAUGGGAAAACAGAUUUCUUUUUCUGUUCCUAAAUGUGGUAACAAGAAAUGAGUUCAACUAUGACAAUUGCUUCAAA
This is a messenger RNA of Macadamia integrifolia, 1329 nucleotides long. Its product is annotated as glucuronoxylan 4-O-methyltransferase 1-like. Gene Ontology annotation, biological process: xylan biosynthetic process. Lineage: Eukaryota; Viridiplantae; Streptophyta; Magnoliopsida; Proteales; Proteaceae. Gene Ontology annotation, molecular function: glucuronoxylan 4-O-methyltransferase activity. The transcript has a single exon. The coding region runs from base 103 to 981 and encodes 292 amino acids. The record is from RefSeq and is a predicted model, not a curated record.